AAGCCACCAAACCCUUCGACAUUGACUUUGUUUUUGAAAAAAAAAAAAAAAAAAAACCUCUCUCCACCAUGACCGUGCUCUUCCUCAACGACCAAACCAUCCUAGAUUUCAUCGACGACGGGGAGGCCUUCGGCCAGUGCGCCGCUGAGCGGUUCCAGAAGCUGGACGUCGACGGGGAUGGGCUGCUCUCUCGCGACCAGCUCCGGUGGAGCUGCACAGCCUCGGACCACGAGAGGGACGCAGAUGAAGGGGCUGAUGAGCUGUUCGGUGCGGCUUUGGAUCGGUGUGGCGAGGACAAGGACGGGGUGAUCGACCCCGAGGCGUUCAAGGGGUUUGUCAAGGAGAUCAUGCUCGCGUUGGCCCGUGGGAUCGGCGGCGUGCCCGUCGCGAUGGUUGUCCAGGAGGAUAGCUUGUUCAUCAAGGCCGUUGAACAUGAACUGGAGCAAAGAUGGAAGAGGGUCCCAUCGGCAGCAACAAUUGUAAGCACGCCUCGUUCGAGCGCUAAAGAGAGGAAAAACAAAGCCAGGUUAGGCCUGUUUCUUUGCUUCUGUGGGGAACGAUCGGAUAAGCAUCACAGCCAUGAGCAAGUCCAUCAUCACCAAGAAAUGGACAUUUAAUGGUCGAAAGAUUUUUCCCCCAUCACCAUUUCUGCUUUUCCUUGAUCGAAUGAUUGCCAAGAGAGGAACGAGGAUUCAUGUUUUGGAUUGGAUCUGAACAGAAACUGCUUGUGGAUGUGCAGUUUCAUCUGUCAUAAAGAACUGAGCGUUAGAUUAUGAUGUUUGGAGGGACUGAGCCUUGUUCACCGUUUCAAAACAAGGAAGCACUCCAUGAUCUUACCAUCUUUUAAUUUCUUGUUGUCAUUCAUGGAGUCGUGACUGGUUCCAGGCCACAAAUAAGAUAUAUGGAAACAAAUUUUCUUGGUUGGUAUAAAUGAAUGUCUGAGGUUUGCAGAGCAAGAAUGUUU
Molecule: messenger RNA, 964 nt
Organism: Eucalyptus grandis
Lineage: Eukaryota; Viridiplantae; Streptophyta; Magnoliopsida; Myrtales; Myrtaceae
Exons: 2
Coding region: 69-617 (182 amino acids)
Molecular function (GO): calcium ion binding
Source: RefSeq, a predicted model, not a curated record